ACGAACAUAUUGAUGAUCUUGAGUAUCACGUGGAUUUACCAUCUCUAUAUAAUAGAACGGAUGGGAAAGAGACGACCAUUUGAACGCUUAUGCUAAUUAUACUACUUGAAGUAAAGACACAGAUUGAUCUUCCGUACACUUCUUUCUCCGACUUCCGGUAUAUCCAGUCUCCUAUAGCAGUCUGAUAAGCCAUAUAUCAGACGAACAAGUAUUGCUGGGAGAUAUGGCUUGACAUAUAUCACUCUCUAACUUUUUCAUUCAUAUGCCGUUCGUUUCCGUCUCUACAUUAAUACACUUUUGGAAGACUGGACAUAGCGAUCAUGGAAGCCAAAGCUCUUGUACGUCAAAACCCAUCAUUCCAAUGGAUGGAAUAUGUCAUCCUGACAUUGAGCCUAGCAAACGGAGUUGAGCAUAGACAAGUGCAGCACUAGAGAGGAAGCUCUAAAAGUUGCUAUCGCAGCUAUUGAGUUAUACAUGAAGGCAUCGAAGCAGGUAACUGGGGAUGCAGAAAAGGCAAGGAUCACGCGCAAGUGCAAGGCGUUGGUGGUGAAGGCGGAAGAGAUUAAGAAGUCAUCUACUUGGCCUUUGAAGCCAUCUGCCAUUUUCUCGGACGCCCCAGUGUCCGAUCGAACUUUAAGCAAACAUGAAGAAAUCAUUUUACUCGAGGGAUCGAAAUUACAUGGAUUCAUUUUCCCACGUUGGACCUCUGAGCCUGAUAAUACGGUAUUCGAAACAUCCUCAUAUACGUACGUCGAGCCAAGAUGGAUAGGUUUUUAUUUGGCCGCUUACUGACUCUGAUAGAGAUCCCUCGGAGCUAAAACUUUCCGAGGCUCAAAUUGAAACCUUUGCAGGCUGGAAGAGGCCACACGAGAGGGAUGAUAUCCCUUUCCAAAGGUUUCAAGACGUGGAAGACGCUUUGAUGAAUGCGUCUAAAGACAUUGACCUUGUUCAGGACAUAACUACGGAUUGUUCAGUCGUAGCCAGUCUCUGUGCAGCGACGGCGCGGGCUGGAAAGGGUCACAGUAAGGUAUAUCUUAAAUUUCCUUUCGACUAUACUUCAAGCUACUAACUAUGUCUAAUAGGUACUAGCUACUAUUCUACGUCCAUUUGAUGUAAAGAGUCAGAGGCCGAGGUCAUCUAAAAAUGGAAAAUAUGUUCUGCGUCUUCAGUUCAAUGGUUGCUAUAGAAGAGUAACAAUAGACGAUCGGCUGCCAGCUUCAAGUUCGGCACGGAAUCUUCAUGUUGUCGAUAGAAACAAUCCCAUGUUACUAUGGCCUGCAUUAGUAGAAAAAGCAUACUUGAAGGUCCGAGGCGGCUAUGACUUUCCAGGCUCGAACUCUGGCACAGAUUUAUGGAUAAUGACUGGAUGGAUCCCUGAGCAAAUAUUUUUACAGAGGUACUAUACACGCUUUUCUUAAUUGUGAGCUAUGCUGACUGAGUUGGCUUACCACAGUGAUGAGAUUCAAUCUGAGUUGCUGUGGAAACGUAUCUUUAAGUCCUUUGAGUUCGGUGAUGUCAUGAUUACGUUGGGGACUGGUAAGCUGAGCAGAAGAGAGGAGGCUGAUUUGGGCCUGGUUGGUGAGCAUGACUACGCGAUUCUGGACAUGAGAGAACCUGGAUCUCAACGAUUAUUACUCGUCAAAAAUCCUUGGUGCGAUGGCAUGGCUUGGAAAGGACCCAGACGCAGACCAGCCGGGGAAGAAUCAGAAGGGACUACUUGGACAGGAGACCUCCGACAAUCACUCGAGGAGACUGGCGGCCAGAACAGCUCUACAAAACCAGGGACUUUUUGGAUGGCUUUAGAGGAUGUAAUACAAAAUUUCGAAUCCUUGUACCUCAAUUGGAAUCCUGGACUUUUUCGUUAUAGGCAGGAUCAUCAUCUUUCCUGGACUAUCCCGCAUGUCAACACCAUCGGGACAUUUACUCAAAACCCACAAUACGUUGUCCAGUCCUCUCGAGGAGAAACUAUUUGGGUACUACUUAGCCGGCAUUUCCUCACAGAAGAACACGAUAUUGCUCAAGGUUCAAGCACGCAAAGCAUCGCAUCAAGUUCCCUCGGCUUCAUCAGUCUCUACGUCUUUGACGCCUCCGGCCACCGCGUCUACUUGAGCGAUGGCGCUCUCCACCGCGGUGCCUACGUUGAUUCUCCCCAAACUCUUGCUCGUUUCGAACUUCCCGCAAACACACCUUACACUGUCGUAGCCGCCCAGCAGAAUCUCCCACUUCCAAAAUACUCCUUUUCAUUUUCCUUCUUCUCCCGCUUCCCUCUUAAUAUCCAUUCCGCCCCCGACAGCUUCACCUUCAGCACCUCCAACAACGGUUCCUGGACCACCCGCACAGCAGGCGGCAACGCCAGCUCACCCUCCUACCCUUCCAACCCUCAAUUCAGCAUUUCCGUCCAAGAACCCACAGACAUGAUGCUUGUGCUCGAAGCCGACAGAGAAGACAUCGCCGUCCACGUAACCAUGAUAUGGGCCAACGGCGAACGCGUCACGGUAAUAAACUCCCGCGACAUAGUCGGCGGAUCUGGCGACUAUCGACGCGGCUGCGCCCUUGCCGAACUACGUAACGUUGCCGCAGGAAAAUACACAAUCGUAUGCUCCACCUUCCAGGCCGGCGAAACGGGAAACUUCAUCCUGCGCGUCAAAUCAUCCAAGCGCUGUGAGAUCCGACCUGUCCUCGCCGAAACAGCCGGACGUCUCGUAACGCGCUUACCGACCCUCAUCUUCCAAGAAGGUAUCGACAGAAUGUUAGCACCCGUAACCGUCACCCGCCUAACCCGUCUAAGAUUCGUCGCAAAAGCAGGAAACAGCGUCAAUCGACCCACCCCCUCCAAAUCCCGACCAGGUCUCCGAUUAAGCAUAGAACAAGGUCAAGGACCUAAUAAAACCCUCCUUGAAUCUUCCUGCGAUGGAGAAUUCAGCGAUGCUCCUGCGGGUAUUCGUACUUCCGAUCGAGAUAUCUCGCCGGAUAUGAUGCUCAAGGGGGGGAUUUGGGUAGUGCUUGAGCGGUUGGGUGGAAGAUUGGGUUUUGAUGAUGUUUGCGUGGAAGCGUUGAGUGAUUCUCAGGUUUCUAUUGGGGUUUGGGGGACGGGUGAUGGGUGAUGGGUGAUGGGUGAUGGGUGAUGGGUGAUGGGUGAUAGGGUAGUCGUAGUGGAAGUUUGA
Sclerotinia trifoliorum is the source of this 3164-nucleotide messenger RNA. Lineage: Eukaryota; Fungi; Ascomycota; Leotiomycetes; Helotiales; Sclerotiniaceae. The record is from the annotation of a GenBank genome assembly.